Schistocerca americana (American grasshopper) is the source of this 1880-nucleotide messenger RNA. RefSeq names its product putative ankyrin repeat protein RF_0381. Gene Ontology annotation, biological process: protein localization to ciliary inversin compartment. Lineage: Eukaryota; Metazoa; Arthropoda; Insecta; Orthoptera; Acrididae. Bases 15 to 1880 code for a protein of 621 amino acids. Gene Ontology annotation, cellular component: ciliary inversin compartment. Gene Ontology annotation, molecular function: protein binding. The transcript is spliced from 13 exons. The record is from RefSeq and is a predicted model, not a curated record.
GGGGAGAGAGAUGAAUGCGUCUGGUGGAGUGUGCAAGGAGUAGAAUGCCAACGGACCUUUACCGCAUUAACAUUGUGGUACAGGUACUUGAUUUAGUCACAAGAUUGAUUGCUGCUGGAGCAGAUGUCAAUAGCAAAGAAAGAGGGGAAGCUGAAAAGUCAACAUUACAAGGGCACACAGCUCGAUGUUUGGAAAGCAGUGUAUUGUCAUAUAGAGGAGAAGGUUGGAUUGAUACAGAAUUUUCUGGCAAUUCCCCACUGUUCAAAUCUCUUGAGUCAGAGAAGAUUGUCACUCAUUUGAUUGCUGCUGGUGCAGAUGUGAAUUUCAAGGAUGACAACAGCUGUACACCACUGCUUGCAGCUAUUCAUAAGGAGCAUUUGAAGUCACUGGACCUUUUGCUGAAGGCUGGUGCUGAUCGAAAUGCAGUGGAUAACUGUGGUGUGACAGCUCUCCACUUGGCCGCCAGCUGUCGAAAGGUACCACCUCAAGUCAUAGCAUUUGCUAAAGAACAGAUUGAACAGGGUAUGAGACUAGACAUCAUGGAUCAUCAGGGCAGGACACCUCUUCAUUAUGCUGCACUGACUGGAAAUCGCGGAGUUAUGAAACUCCUCAUCAGUUUGGGAGCCAAUGUAAAUGCUGUAGAUGUCUCUGGUAAGACUCCCAUUGCCAUGCCAGCCAUACAUUCACUUAAGGUGAAACAGUUACUGAUUAAUGUUGGAGCUGACUUAACAGCAAGAGAUAAACAUGGCAAGACAGCCUUACAUACAUCAUUUGAGAUUGAUAAUAUUGAAAUCACUAAGUUUCUCAUGAAGAAGCAUAAACAAGAGAUUGGUUGUGAUAGUAAUGGUAAUAAUAUCCUGCAUUGUGCAGUCAGAGCUCGAAGGAAUGCACUUGACAAAGUGAAGUAUAUACUGAAUAAAAAACUUACUACAAUUGAAGAAAAGAAUGAAAACGGAGAGACAGCUCUAAUGUGUGCUGUACAGUUGCCUCCAUUUCACACAGAAAAACAGACUCUUGUUCAAAUACUAUUGACAUCAGGUGCUAGCCCCAAUGCUAAAGACUCGCAAGGGAAGACUCCUCUCCAUAUUGCAGCUGCAGAGGGAGAUGCAAAGACAGUGGAUGCUCUGAUUGCUGCUGGAGCAGAUGUAACAGAGAGGGAUUUAAAUGGUCGGAUGCCUCUGCACUGGGCAGCUCAGUCCCACCGUGCUGAGGCCGUGAAAUUACUGCUGAAUGAGAGAAAUGAGCAACAUGAAAUGGGGAUCAAUCAACAGGACAAUGGUGGGCAGACCCCAUUGAUGCUUGCUGUCAAAGAAAAACAGUCUGUAAAGUUAUUGCUAAAAGAAGGUGCCAAUGUUAAUAUGCAGGAUCAUGCUGGAAGUACAGCGCUCCAAGCAGCAAUUGAGUGCAAAAAUUUUGAUGCAAUGAAGCUACUGCUGGUUGCAGGAGCAGAUUUCUUACCUGCUCAGAGGGAGUAUCAUGUUAGAGCAAUCCAUUUGGCUGUUGCAGCAGGGGAUACUAAGAUACUGGAGCACCUGAUUUCAAUGGGAAUGGACCUUUUAGACUGCUGGUGGGACCCUGAACACAAGACAACUCUGCUACAUGUUGCAGCUGAAACCAGUGUGGAAAUGUUGAAGCAGCAAGAUCCUGUGAGACAUGGGGAAUGGAUUGACCAUACAGAUUAUGUCAAUAAGGUUAGAUGGACUCUGGACGGGGAAAAUGACUGGAUUGUGGUGAACUUUAGUGAAUGUUGUGCUACUUCAUCUAAAAAGGUCUCUCACAAAUGGUUCAUAGGCAUCGUGACAGAUGUAACAAAUGAGAAAUACAAUGGAGCAUCAUUCGUCAAAUUCACUGAAAUCAAAAUCAACUCAGAAUCAACUUAA